This is a messenger RNA of Linum trigynum, 2179 nucleotides long. The record is from the annotation of a GenBank genome assembly. NCBI's taxonomy places the organism in Eukaryota, Viridiplantae, Streptophyta, Magnoliopsida, Malpighiales, Linaceae.
GGCGCAAGUCAGGAGCCAAGCGCCUGUUUUACGCCUAGAGCCUUUUAGAAACUUGCUUUUAACCAUGACAAGCAUGUAGAAUAAAAAUCGGAUUACUCUACAAUUCUCCAAAAAAAAUUAAUCAAAAAGAAAAAUAACUCUCAAUAUAAAUAGCAACGAAGAAUAAAUCUCAGAAACAGCGGUUCCACCAAAUACUAGGGUUUCAUUGUAACUUCUGCGGUCCCACUCUCCUCCGACUCCGACCAUCUUAUUUCUGCCCUUCGGCGAGCAGAGAAGCAGAAGAGACCAGCCAGACCUCCGGUGAUCACCUCCAUUGCUCCUUCGCUUCUGCGGUAUUUCUCUCUUGCAGAGUUCACAGUAAGCUCGGGUAAUUCGAUUGAAUGGUUGUUGAUUACUAAGUGAUCUCAAUUACAGAUACGGUAGUCUGCUUGUAUCGAACAAAUUGGUUUUCUCCAUUGCUGUAAUUCAGUUACGACUCUGACUUGCCAUACUGUAUUAGAUUGAUAGCUCUCUGGGUAGUAUUCGAAUUGACUUGAUCAAUUCGGAGCUGUAGUUCACUGUAAUUGGAAAUAUAUUCCCCAUAACUAUUCGAAAUCGUUUGAUUUCCUGUUGAGUACUUCUGAUCGUGUUAUACUCUUAUUUCCAGAACUCCAGUUCGUCUCAGUUUGUUUUUCUGGCAAAGCAAUGGCGCCAUUGGUCUUGCAUGCAGGGAAGACAAACAAGAAUGCCUUCAAGACACUGAUUGUGGCCGAGUUUUCUGGGGUGAAAGUUAAUUUGGUUGAGAAUUUUGAGAUGGGAGUGUCAAAUAAGACCCCUGAGUUCCUGAGGUGGAACCCCAUCGGCAAGGUUCCGGUCUUGGAGACGCCUGAGGGUCCUAUCUUCGAGAGCAAUGCUAUUGCUCGAUAUGUUACCAAGUUGAAGGCAGACAACCCACUUUAUGGCAGUUCACUCAUCGAUUAUGCCCAUAUUGAGCAGUGGAUUGACUUUGCAACACUGGAGAUUGAUGCCAAUAUUGGUGGUUGGCUGAGACCUCGCUUUGGCCGUGCGCCUUACCUUCCCCCUGCUGAGGAAGCUACUAUAUCAGCAUUGAAGAGGGGUCUCGAUGCAUUGAACACAUACCUUGCUUCAAAAACUUACCUUGUUGGGGACUCUGUUACCUUGGCAGACAUCAUCCUCACCUGUAAUCUUUACAUGGGGUUCUCUAGGAUCAUGACAAAGAGCUUUACCUCGGAGUUCCCCCAUGUUGAGAGAUACUUCUGGACCUUGGUUAAUCAACCAAAUUUCAAGAAGGUAUUGGGCGAAGUGAAACAAACUGAGUCAGUUCCUCCUGUCGAGUCCGGUAAAAAGCUAGCGCAGACUAAGGAAAAGGUGAAGCCCAAAGUGGAGCCUAAGAAGGAAGUCAAAAAGGAGAAAGAGCCUCCCAAGGCAGAAGCUGCUCCAGCAGUAGAGGAAGAGGCAGCACCAAAGCCGAAAGCAAAGAACCCUCUCGAUUUGCUGCCACCAAGUCCGAUGAUUUUGGAUGAUUGGAAGAGGCUUUACUCCAACACAAAGACCAACUUCCGCGAGGUGGCAAUCAAAGGCUUCUGGGACAUGUACGAUCCUGAGGGAUACUCAUUGUGGUUCUGCGACUACAAGUACAACGACGAGAACACAGUCUCCUUCGUUACUCUCAACAAGGUCGGCGGGUUUCUCCAGAGGAUGGAUCUGGCUCGCAAGUAUGCAUUCGGGAAGAUGCUCAUAAUCGGGUCUACACCACCAUUCAAGGUGAAGGGACUGUGGCUCUUCCGCGGACAAGAGAUCCCUCAGUUUAUCAUUGACGAGUGCUACGAUAUGGAGCUCUACGAGUGGAAGAAAGUCGACAUCUCCGACGAAGCACAGAAGGAGCGUGCCAGCCAGAUGAUUGAAGAUGCAGAACCUUUCGACGGAGAGGCACUCCUAGAUGCCAAAUGUUUCAAAUAGAGAGUUAACUUGCUGUUUGGGAAGAUGUUUGGAGAACUCUCUUUUAUUUUUUGUGAGGAUUUAGUUUUGUGAUUUCAGAAUAUCAGUAAACUGCUUCUUGGGAUAGUGAUUGCAAUUAAUGGAGGUGUAAUUAUUACUUCAGAACCUUCAAAUUUUAUUCCCAAUUUUUAGAAGAAUAGAACAUAAAUGUCCUUUGAUUAUAUAAAAUUUAUAAUAUGAA